Messenger RNA from Juglans microcarpa x Juglans regia, 1713 nucleotides. RefSeq names its product aldehyde oxidase GLOX-like. Bases 1 to 1713 code for a protein of 570 amino acids. The record is from RefSeq and is a predicted model, not a curated record. NCBI's taxonomy places the organism in Eukaryota, Viridiplantae, Streptophyta, Magnoliopsida, Fagales, Juglandaceae. The transcript has a single exon.
AUGGCUGACCAAAAACACCAGUACUCUCUUUCUUUCAAAUCUUUGCUUCUUGCAGCGUUUUUGUUAUGGAUCCCUGAUGUUGGAUUUAGUGCUGCGGCUGUAGGGUCGCCAGUUAGGGGCCAGGGCCAAUGGCAGCUCCUCCUAAACAACACCGGAGUGGUGGCAAUGCACAUGGCAUUGACACACCAGAACACUGUCUUGAUGUUUGAUCAAACAGGAUCAGGCCCGACUGGGUACCGUCUCCGGCAUCGUUACAACGGGAGAAGGUGCACUCGAUCCAAGAAUGAUUUUCAAGAUUCCUCAUGCUAUGCUCACACUGUCGAGUACGAUAUUUUCCAGAACAAAAUUAGUCCUCUAACGCUUUACACUGAUCCCUGGGGCUCUUCUGGUUCUUUCUUGAGCAAUGGAACACUCCUACAAACAGGUGGAUUUGGUCAUGGUUCUCGAAGUAUCCGAUACUUUAGGCCAUGCCAGGAUAGGAAAUGUGAUUGGAAAGAAUCGAGGAGAAGAUUAUCCAAUGAGCGCUGGUAUGCUUCGAAUCAGAGACUCCCUGGGCAUGACAGGGUCAUUGUCUUGGGUGGAACAAGAGUUUUUACAUAUGAAUUUGUACCAAAAAGGUCAGAUGGAGAAGGAGCUUUUGAUCUUCCUUUCUUGCACCAGACUUAUGAUCCUGAUAGUACAGGUGGGAACAACCUCUACCCCUUCCUUCAUCUUUCUUCUGAUGGCAAUCUGUUCAUUUUUGCAAACCGGGAUUCUAUCCUUUUCAAUCUUAGAAGAAAUAGGGUGGUCAAGACCUUCCCUCAGAUUCCCGGGGCCGGGUCGAGGAACUACCCGAGCUCUGGAUCCUCGGUGAUUCUUCCAUUAGACCACAGAGACGAUUUCCAGAAGGUGGAAGUAAUGGUGUGUGGAGGUGCAGCUUCAGGAGCUUACAAAGCAGCUGGUGAAGGAAGAUACUUGGAAGGGCUGAGCUCUUGUGGAAGAAUGGUGAUCACAGGGAACAAACACAAGUGGAACAUGGAAAAUAUGCCUGGACCCCGUCUCCUAAACGACAUGCUGAUCCUCCCCACUGGAGAUAUCUUGAUCAUCAAUGGAGCACAGAGUGGUUGCGGUGGAUCCAACAAUGCAAGGAAUGCUUCUCUCCAACCUUACCUCUACAAACCAAACUCAAGACUAGGCAGAAGAUUCUCAGUCCUAAAGUCCACCAAAAUAGCCAGAAUGUAUCACUCAACCGCCAUUGUUUUACCUGAUGGAAGAAUCUUAGUUGGUGGAAGUAACCCUAACAACAGGUACGCUUCCAGAAACGUGGCCUACCCAACUGAGCUUAGGUUACAAGCAUUUGUUCCCCAGUACAUGGGUCGGGAAUAUCAUAAUUACAGGCCGAUCAACGUGACAAUACACUAUGGAGAUCACGGUGAGGAUGGUGUUAAAUAUGGAAGAGAGUUUAGAGUUGGGUUUUCGUUGGGAACGAAGCCAAGCAAUGGAGUGGAGUUCAAUGUUUAUGCACCACCCGUCACAACACAUUCCAUCUCAAUGAACCAGAGGAUGCUAAAGCUGAAGUGUAGGAGCAUGGUGAGGGCUAAAGAUGGAAGGAUGGAUGCGAUUGUGGAGGCACCUCCAUCUCCGAAUGUUGCACCCCCUGGUUAUUUCAUGCUCACUGUAGUGAAUGGAGGAAUUCCUAGCAUAUCUCAAUGGGUGAGGUUCACAGACACUUAA